AUGUGCUUGUUUAAUAAGCAGACUAUUCCAGUUACGGCCAAGGUCCAUAUUCUGAAGGAAGAUGUAACUUAUUUACAGCGUUUACAGUUAAGCGGUUUACGAUUUCCAUCUAUCAAUCCAGCCAUCGAACUAGCUUCGUCAAUUGAAUCCAUUAGUAACAGAUUGCUCAGUUACAUGAAAGAGGGUUAUGCUGGAGAGAUUCAGGUACAAAGGAGCACUGGCCACGAAGCAAAUGAAAUGCACUUGCCAGAUAUCGGCGCCGUUAUAUCCAAUUCAGAUGCCUUGUAUCAUAUCAUUAGCCCUCUCACAGAUUUACUACCGGCAUUUUUGCAACAGUUUCAACAGCAGCAGCAAAGCAUUAAAAGUACUAUGGCAUUGGAUGACCACUCUCAUUCAUCUUAUUCUUACCUUUCUGUACCUAUGCUCAUCAUGUCAGUAUUACAACAUACUGCAGAUAACUUAUCGCACUCUCAACGCAUUACUUAUACGUUGAUGUCGAUUAAACAUAAUCUGUCUGAGGAUUUGCUUGCCGUUAUUGCGUAUGGACCAAUUGAAGUAUGUUUAAAUGCUGCAUCAAUGCUACUGCAAUUUUGGCCCAUAUCUAUAGAUGAUCUAAAUAUUGAAGUUAAAAGUGAUGCUUGGAAAUCGGUUAUUUGUCAAACUACCUCAUGUUUCUUUUCUGGCAAUCUUCCUGCUGUCAAGAUAAGUCUAGAUCCUGUUUUGUCUGCUUCCCUCGGUUCCAAGCCUCCUCCCUUGUACAUGUGUAGCAAAUGCAGUGGGAAACAUCAUGAUCUUAUGCCCGUAUAUCCAAAACAAGAAACUACCUCAAAAGUUUGCGAAUAUAAGCAAUGCGAAAGUAAUGAUAAAAGGGCAGUGGUUACAUGUUUCUCUUUAUCCUGCACUAAAAGCUGUGGCAGUCGCCCUAUGCGCCUGUGCUCUACAUGUGACGGGUUAAUACACGGUAAUCUGUCAAAUUCCGAAAGGCACAUCGUUCAAGGAUUUCGGUCAACUAAUAAUACAGAAGAGACAUAUCCAAAGUACCUGAUUCCUGCGAUAAUAAGGUUGUUAUUGGAGGAUGAUCACAGCAACGGAAUCGAGCGGUUGGCUAGAGAAAUUGUUGAAAUUUCGACUUAUUCAAUAGUUAGCCUGGAUAAAAAUAUUAUCGAUAGCAAUUUAACAGCUGAGGCUAAGAAAAGAAGCAUGUAUGGACUAUUGCUUUUAAAUAACAUGAGUAUUGGUCGCGUCGUAUACUCUGAGUUUGUUGUUCGAUGGCUGAGCAAUAUAAGAGAUGCUUACUUAGAAACGUUCAUAAAUUCCCUGAAGCCACGUCAUAACUAUUCUCUCAUUAGUAAAGGAAGGAAUAACAAGGACACUGCAGAGAAAUAUAAGCAUGCUCUAAAUUGUAUGGCAUACAUGCUGUCGGAUAAACUUAUUAAUUCCGAGGUUUGGGAUCUACUCAUGCCUACAUGGAUGGAGAAUAUUAGACUCAAUAUCGAUAUAGAAAGUUUGCAUCCAGUGGAGUCACCUUUACGGAAGCUAUUCAAUCCGGAUGUUGCUCAUUUAUUUUUUGGCAAUUCUCCAUACGAAUUCAUCGGUAAAAAAUUUAAAGAUAUGACAGCAAAUAUACAGUAUCAAGCGCUGGUUUGGUUACGGCUGCUAUCUCAUUUGAAUAUUUUCUUAUCUCCUUCCUGGAUUAUCAAAAUGUUUGCCGUCGGUAUUGCAUCCGAGAGCUUUAAGCAGCAGUCUGUAUCAUCUACAAAUCAUCUUUCCCAGAGUGAAGCUUUUAAUCAAGAACUUCCUGCUAGUAUUGUGGAUGAUGCAAAUGGUCUACUUGUACUUUGGGAAGCAAUUCAAACUCCAGAUAUUUAUAUAUUAGCUUACGAAAAGCCGAUCGGCAAUUAUAAGGCUUUAAAUUUGGAUCUGAAAGAUACAAGGCUGUCUUGUUUUAUUUUAAUGCUGGAUAUCAUCGUAAAACAGAUCCAUUUACAUGCAAAUCAUCUGGAGGAAACGUUACAAUCAACUAUCACAAAUGGUCUGGUUCGACUAGUAAAAAAUCUUAUGGUCCAUGUUAGAUCAUCAUUAAGUGAUCAUUCAUGUGGCAACUGUUCAACCGUAUUUCGUAAUUGUUCGCAUUGCAAAUUCUCAUUAAUGUUCUAUAUGUUGAUACAUGAAAUAUUCAAUAAAGUAACUGGGAUAAAUGAGCGAUUCUCGCAAGAUUUACACGAUGACGAGGCAGCCAUCAAAGUGGAAAGUCAGAGUAACACCGAUAUCCUUCCUGAUAAGCGGCCUAGACGAAAAAGCGAUUCACAACCCAAGAGUAGUACGUCGAAUGAGUCAAUUGGACUUACUAGAACUUCACUCAUCGAAAGAUGCAGUAAAAAUAGAGAAUAUCCUUCGAAACGGAGGCCAUUCGCGUCAUCUUUAAAGGAGAAAUCUAGUAGUAAUGCAGCACUGCAAGUUUCUCGUAUUAGAUCGAUUUCUAGACAUCGUCGUAUUGACGAAUUAUUGCAGGUUCUGAAGUCAAUCGUUCAGGAAUUACAAAUAUGUAAAAAUUCCGCAAUUAUAUAUUAUCAAUUACAGUGUAUUAAAUUAUUAUUACCUCCAAGCGAAUUUAUUUCUCAGUUUAAAAGUAGUGCUCCAGUUCGUGACCUAAUUAUUAAAUUCCUGCUGCCAAAUUUAUGGUCAUUGCUUCGAUUUGAUUCCUGUCAAGUUGCACAAGCAUGCGGCACUUUGUUUAUCCACUGUUUGUCAUGUCGACAGAUUAGCAACGCUUUUAAAACUAUUAUUACUGACUCACUCGAUAGUCAUAACUGGUCCGAUCGUUAUAAUGCUAUCACUAAACUAUUUACUAUGAUUAAUUUUAUUGAAGUUAAAGAAAUACUUGGAUAUCCUCCGUUACAAUCAACAUUGGCACACACGUUUUCGGUGCUAAUAUCAGGCUUAUCUGAUCAAUCACCGCAAGUUCGUAUUCUUGCAUCCAUUGGUUUUAAAAAUAUCAAAUUAUCUUGUAUCGAAGUUGCAAAGUUAUGUUUCCAUCAUCAGUAUAUAAACUAUCCUGAUGAUCGUCCAAAAUUACUUUUUCGACUUGAACAAUUACAAAAAUGCUUACCUCGAAUACAGGUUUUACGUUAUGAUUUGUUCCUAUUAUGGUUUGAUGUCUUACCUGUGGGAUUAGACAUCAACGAUCGUCAACGAUUUCCUUAUUUAUCGUUGGAUCCUACCACAUAUCAGCAUCAGAAUGUUAGUAGUAAACUCAGCUUAACUACAACAUCUAAGAAUAGAUUCAAGAAAUCAUCCGAUCUAUCCAGUUAUAAUCCUUUUAAAGUUUCAUCUAGUUUACGUCGGUCAAGUAGUGGUCGCCGUUCAUCAACUAGGCGUUGUAGUUCAAUUAUUUCGUCUAAUUCAUUCGAUGUUACAGUUGCUGCUGAUAAUUUUUCGAUCACUGAUAGUUCAAGUUCCAUUGAUGGAGUUGUUAUUGAUUCAACGAGUCAUAAGAGCACGACAGCAAUACCAUCUCAAUUGUCGGUUGUAAAUGAUAUUGAUCCUGAUGAUAUGAGAAAUGAAACCAUGUAUCGUCUAAUUGAGUUAUUUAUGCAGUAUUUACGUCGAUCAUCAUCGACUAAUUCUAAAAUAGGCAAUAAUAACGACAACAGUCAAUAUCACAUGAAAAUAUUUCUUUGCAUUCAACGUCUAAUGGGUUAUAACCAUGUUACACAAAUAUUUAACUUAUCAUCUUCCAAGUUGAGAUCGUCGCUAAUUUAUAAAGCGUUUUUAGUAGAAGCUCCAUUAAUGUUGGAUACCUGUCUUACUCAAGGCAAGAAAUUAAUUACUUUCAUCGUAUCUGUGCUACACUAUUGUACAUACGUUCAAGAUACGGAGCAAUAUACCCUGUUAGCUUUAUCACAAUUUGAUCGUCAAAAUUGGUUUAUGACUUUGCUAAUUUUGCUAUACAAGUAUAACUUAAAAGAUGUAUCGGCAGUAAUAUGCAAAUUGAUGGAAUUAACAACCCAAAUGAUUGAAACUGCACAUCAUUUAUGCCAUCAUGGAGCUAAAAAUAACGGUAGUUUUAUAAGGCAUCGCAUUUCAAGUAAGAACGAUUUCAGUUAUUGUCAGUCGAUAUCAUUAUGUGAACAACGUAAUAGUAUUAAAAGGAAAAUGUUAACCAAGUUAAAUGUAAUUGAUACGGGAGAUAAUCAAUUAGGUGUGCAAACCACUGUAGUGAAUACAUCGACUGAAAUCGAUGAGCGUAGUGUUCAUUCGACAUUGGCCGAAAAAUUGGAAAUGAAUACCGAAAUAGAAGUACAACAACAAUCUGAUAGUCAAUCAAAUCGCGAUAUUGCUAGGACUAGUGGUAGAGCUCGUGGAACUCUUCGACGAGAGCGCUCAUUCGAAGAAGAGCCAUUACCUGAAAUAAUUGAUGAUGUCAAUGAUAACGAUGAUUUUGAUAAUGAUAAUGAUAGCAAUCCACUCCACGUUAACGAGCACCAAAACAACAAUGAUUACGAUAUCAUUGAUGAUGCCAUUACACAAUCCAAUCGCAAAAUAAAGAAAAGGAAUAUAUCAGCAAGCGUACCGCAAUCUAAUCUGACCUAUAAUCCAUCUCAUAAUAGUCGUUUAGAUGAUAUCGAAAAUAGAAUAUUUGAUAUAACCAAAUGCAUCAAAUGUGGUGAAUUAAUUAGCGCUUAUGAUCAAGAAAAUAUUUGUCUUGGUAUAUUAGUACUAUCCACCUUUGUCUAUCGUUAUCCGGAAAUGGCAGCACCUCAAUUAUUACGUAUAUUAAGAUGUAUCGCCAGGAUUACGUCCAGAAAAGGCACGCUAUUGCAUCAUAAUGAUACUUUCGUAUGCGACAAUCCAGAUCAUUUGUCGAAAGUUUCAACUCAGGUCUUCAAAUGUAUCUUAUUACAAUAUUUACCGCAUGGUAUAUUUCCACAAUUAUUUAAAAGUCAUAUUAGCGAUGAUCAAUUUUUGCCAGCUAUGGCUAAAUUACUGAGCGACUUUAGUGAAUUCGAUCAAAUGGAGCCAUUAUAUAAGUUAUUCGAGUAUAUUAACAAUAACAAAAUAACCAAUCGUGAAAUGAAAAUUAUACUGGAUAAUCUCGCCAAUUACAUGGAUAAUCUAUCAAAUGAAGCACACUUUGCAUGGCAGAAUGUAAUAUCGCAUUUAGAUACAUUCUUUAAAAAAUUACCUAUAUUUAUUAAGGGCUUACAAGAUGGGGCUCCAUUAGCGCGCAUUAUGGUAGCCAUAUUUAAAUUACCAACUAAUAGUAAAAAUCUAUUACAAAGUAUGGGCCAUUGCUUUGCAGUAGCUCUGCGCAAUGUACCGUUUUCUACUGCAUCAUUUACUGAACUGUGUAUUCAGUGCUAUUGGUCAUUUGCAAAGGAAAGAGAGAAACUUUAUUUUACACGUUGUGCAGUGACAGAACUUGUUCAUGCAUUAAAGUCCAGAAUUAUAUUACCUGCCGAUAACUUUGUUAAACUAGCUCAGUUAGUAUUUUUAGAUACUGUUGAAGGCAAUACAGAUUUAAAUUUUAUUGAUACAUCAUCAACAACAUAUCAAGGAUCACAAUCGAAUGCGCUAGAAUUAUUCCGACAGUACCUACCUGAAGCAGUUGAAUUUCUUGGCAGUGGAGAUGUUAGUGUAAGAUUUGAAGAUUUAGUAACGAGUAAGAGCUCCGUUAUUGGUAACCUAAAAAUUAUGAUCGCUAAAAUUAUUGCAUUUGAAAUAACUAAUAAUAAUAACAAUAACAAUAAUAACCGUGAUUUAAAAUAUAUAACAAGAUUAAUGCCUUGGUUUCAUCAAAGGCAAUCACAACCAACACGUUUUCAGUUACAGGAAUGUGUCUCCCAAGUUAGGAUAGUAUGUUGGUUGCUCGUUGGCAGUCUGCAUCAUUACGUUGAGUCGUCAACUACAUCAUCGAUUUAUACACCGUUUUUACCUUCAGAUAUUGUUGUUAUUGAGCGUGUACUAAAUGUGUUCAAUUCUAUUGCAUCGAAAGGACGUGAGUCAUCGGAAUAUUUAUCAGCAAUACCACCUAUUCUUAUAUUAUGCCAAUUAUGGACGGUCUACUGCGAACAGUAUAUGAAUAGUCGGUGGCAAUUUAGUGAAUUUUCAAGUACUAGUGUUAUACCAAUUUUAAUUGACUUUUGGCAAGAAGUCACUUCGGCACUGUUGCAGGUAGUAUCGGAAAUACACGAUUUACAUGUGCACGUUAUUGGUCAAUUUUUUACUACUGUGGAAAGCUUGAAAGAAUGUAACUCAUUUAUAUUUCAUGAAUAUUUCCCAUCUUGGAUAUCAUUUUUAAGCGAAAAUUGUAAUCAGGCAAAUAGAAUUGAUCGCCUACGUCAUUUACAAGAAUGUACUAGUAAGGACAAUAUUACCGAUAAUCAAACAGUACUAAAAAGAUGGCUACAUCGAGUACAAUUGCAAAUGGCACAAAACGAAUUACAAGCAACUGUACAUAAUAAUAAAUCACAAUAUAUUGUUUAA
Messenger RNA from Trichoplax adhaerens, 6486 nucleotides. RefSeq lists its product as uncharacterized. The transcript has 18 exons. Gene Ontology annotation, molecular function: protein binding. NCBI's taxonomy places the organism in Eukaryota, Metazoa, Placozoa, Uniplacotomia, Trichoplacea, Trichoplacidae. The record is from RefSeq and is a predicted model, not a curated record. Bases 1 to 6486 code for a protein of 2161 amino acids.